GCAGUGGACGGCCCAAGUCUCACUCUCGUUGCUCCGUCGCCGUUCUCCUUCUCGUCUGCUCGUCGCCGGCUCGUUGCCACCGUCGCUGUCUUGCCUCUAUUUCUUCAAGGUUUGGUUACAAAGGGUGCAUUGAAUUCGGGACACAAGGCCUGAAAUUGGAUCAACUUUUGAUAUGUUGCGAUAUGGUAGGUUUUGACAUUAUCUUCAACAUGGUCUAAGACAAAUAUCACACCCAUAAGUUGGUGUUGGCUGCCAGAUCCCCCGUCCUUCAGUCUGGAUUAUAUAAACAAGAAGGAGGUGACCAUGGGAGGUCAUCAUUGAUAUGAAGCUAAGUUCUUUAAGUAACUUCCAGUUGAGGAUUCACCUAAGAAAUGGGAGAAGUGAACUUUAUGCAGGAGGAUGAUAUACAUUUAGAGACUACAAGGGCCAGAUUUUCAAGCGUCCUCAAAAGGCAUGCGGAACUAACUGAGCGCCUUUCAAGGGACUCCGAUAAAAUGAUUUUUGAGCGUCUACAAAGGGAAUUUGAAGCUGCACGUGCUUCCCAAACUCAAGAAGUUUGCUUAGAUAGGGAACAGUGGAAUGAUGGGUUAUUGGCAACAAUAAGAGAACGGGUUCAUAUGGAGGCUGAAAGAAAGGCGAUGCAGUCACCUCUGGAUGCAAGCAUGCUGCCAAUCACUCUGUUUCAUGACAAGAUUACAUAUAAAGUUGGAACCAAGGUGAUAUGUUGUUUGGAAGGAGCACGCAUUGGCAUACAGUAUGAGACAUCUUUUGCUGGCGAGCCACGUGAGCAGUAUCAUUGUGUUCUUGAAAGCAAGUCAUUUCUCGAGAAGAUGACUGUCCUUGAACACACCGUCCCAUUUUUUUUGCCUAUACGUGAAGCAGAGAAUGAUCUUUUAUCUUCAAAUGCAAUGAAAUUCAUAGAUCACAUUGGAGACCUAUUGCAAGCAUACGUUGAUAGACGGGAACAGGUUCGACUCAUAAAGGACUUGUAUGGUAACCAGAUUGGAGAACUUUAUCACAGCCUUCCCUAUCAUAUGAUUGAAUUCAUCGUAGAUGAUUUUGAUUGCAAGGUAACAGUCAGUCUUAGGUAUGCGGAUCUCUUGUCUAUACUUCCAACUGGUAUCAGCGUUGUGGCGUGGCCCAUGAACCAAUCAAAAAAGUCCCCAUCUGGGGGCAGAAAAGGGAAUGUAGCAUUUGGAAGCAACACUAGUCCUAUGCGUUUAUCCUACGCAGAAGAUGCAUUACGCACCCUUAGUUUGCCAGAAGCAUAUGCGGAGAUCGUGUUGAAUCUUCCAGAGGCUCUCGAACAAAAUGUUCAACCGAAGGACCCUGGUUUGGCUUCUGCCUGAAAAAUGAAGUUGGAAGUGUACAACAAACAACAUAUAGAGUAACUACUCUUAACAUUUUCAACAGAUGUAGAUGUUCUGUAAAUGGAGGAGUAGGUUAUGAGCAAUUGGUGCAUUUAUUAGAUUCUGUAUUGAAUUGGGAUAUGCUAUUUGUACAGUUCAGUUUAUGAAUGUAGUUGUAGCUAGAGAUGGGCAUCCUUAACUGGCUCAAGGGACCAGUUAUGGCUGAAACAAGAUACAGGGUCGGUUAGCCUCAACCGGUUAUGGUUCUUCAUUUUUUAGCAUUUGGUUAUCAACGGUCUAUCAGUGCUACCUUAUUUAAGUUACAGGGGUUGAAUCUAGAUUCUCUUUAGAGUUUUUGGUG
This is a messenger RNA of Cynara cardunculus var. scolymus (artichoke), 1710 nucleotides long. RefSeq lists its product as uncharacterized. Lineage: Eukaryota; Viridiplantae; Streptophyta; Magnoliopsida; Asterales; Asteraceae. Gene Ontology annotation, cellular component: Mis6-Sim4 complex; kinetochore. The transcript is spliced from 14 exons. Bases 372 to 1349 code for a protein of 325 amino acids. The record is from RefSeq and is a predicted model, not a curated record.